CGCGCGAGAGUUUACGUGACUGGACUGGUCUGAUAAGGGCGGCUUUGCGUUGUUUAAAUAUGCAAAACAGCACAGUGUUUUGGAACAGAUUGGCUGUAAAUGUUAGAUUGGGAGGGACUGAUGGUAUUUAGGCGGAUGUUUAAAGGGAAGUGCAGAGCAACAAAAACAAAAAUAAUAUAAAUAGCUGGAUUUUUGUUGCAGUUCGGUGCCAGAGACCCUCUUCGAUAAUAUACACCUCAUGGAUUAUGAUAUUAUUUAGUAUUAUUGCUUGUUAAAAAUUAUAUGCAUAACUUUCUUAAAAUUGUAUUCAUCUAAAACAAAAAUCCAGAGUUUAGGCUACACCUGCCCUGUAGUGGAAGUGUUUGGUUAAUUUCGAAUGUAGCCAUAGCAACCAGAAAGCUUGAAGUGCGUCGUUGCUAGCAACCCCAGCUCUUACAAACAGCAUAGUUUUUGGGGCCAGCAUGCCAGCAGAAAGAGCCCCUGCGGAGGUAAUGGUGCCUGUGGGGCAGGGCAGCAAGGUGGACACUGUACGGACUGCUAAGGGGCAGGAAAUGACCCGGAUAAGAGACCUGCCCCACCACCUGCGCUUCUCCGACAAACCCAAACCAGUGAGCUACCGGGGCAGCCGGCCCAUGCACCAGAGUACCCUGAAACUGUGGGGGCCGCCUUCGCAGACCGACUACACCACAACACAGCAACACUAUUUCUCUGGUAGAAGCUGGGAUGGGUGCCAAGUGCCAGCUGUCCCCAGACAAGCACUUUGUGCCUCUCAGCACCACUCUGAUCACCACCUGUGCACCCCCAAUGCAGGGCCACUCAAUGCAUGGCCAGUCCAGUCCCACAGCCGGGAAGCAUUUGGGCCCAAAGAGGUCACUCCGCACAACGUGCUACACAGUGCCACAGUGAAGAACUCCCACCACAACCAGACAGGCAGGUCCAUAAGGGAGGUGAUCAACCCAGCUGGCACCCAGGAGAAAUACUGCACCACCUACUGGGGAGUUCACUGCAGCAAACCCACACAGCCAGCCGCAAGCAGCACAACUGGACGCCCAACCCUUUGGCACAACUACAACAUCAUCACAGGAGAGGACCAGCCCUUUGCGCCAAAAAGGAAAUACAACAGACAAUCAGGGGAACAGGUAUUGUGGCAGGCAAGGCGCUGGGAGACAGACUGCCAUAACCUGCGGCUCUAUUGAAAAAAAUGGCACAGAAAGGCAGAGCUAUGCCUUUAUCAGCACUCUGAGCUUGUGGGAUCGCUGCUUACUAGGGAGCAAGGUUCAAGUGCAUUUGGUUUCAGACCUGUACAGUUGGUACACAUCUCUCCCAAACUUUCAGCCAAACAUUUGAGGAUAAUCAUGAUCUGUGAAACAAGACACUAGUCUAUUUUUAAUCAUAGUUUACAUCUGAAUUAUUUAGAUUAUCUAAAAAAUACACUUCAUAGAAAUUGUCCUUGUGAAAUAAACUUGUUAAUGCAAAAGUAAACACAUUUUUAUAUAUAUAUAUAUAUAUAUAUAUAUAUAUAUAUAUAUAUAUAUAUAUA
This is a messenger RNA of Polyodon spathula (Mississippi paddlefish), 1540 nucleotides long. RefSeq lists its product as uncharacterized. The transcript has 5 exons. NCBI's taxonomy places the organism in Eukaryota, Metazoa, Chordata, Actinopteri, Acipenseriformes, Polyodontidae. Bases 462 to 1196 code for a protein of 244 amino acids. The record is from RefSeq and is a predicted model, not a curated record.